Molecule: messenger RNA, 1547 nt
Organism: Cloeon dipterum
Lineage: Eukaryota; Metazoa; Arthropoda; Insecta; Ephemeroptera; Baetidae
Product: abl interactor 1-like
Exons: 6
Coding region: 327-1259 (310 amino acids)
Molecular function (GO): protein binding
Source: RefSeq, a predicted model, not a curated record
GUAUCCGUGUUGAUAAUACAGUGACGUCAGCUGUGAUGAGUUUCACGUACUGAAGUGCAGAGACAUUCAUAACAAGUGCAGUGGCGGCUGCUGUUUUUGCGAUUUCCCUCCGUAAUCUGCCUGCGCUCGAUGUGGAAAUAAGGCAAGACGCGAGACUGGAAGUCAGGCUGUGAAGGGAAAUGCUCGCAUCACGGAAGUUGCGAGAGCAGGGAGUUUGUUUCGAUUUGCUGCUUUUCAAGUACAGGAAAGCUGACCGAAAGUGAAAACAAAUAAAAAUUAUACAUACGCCCAUCGGUCCAAAACUCCGUUCCAGCUGCUUGACUGCCAUGAACUUCAAAAAACCAAGAAAUUCCGCACCUUUGGUGCCCAUCAGGCCUCCGCCGCCACCUCCAGGGCAAGCAGCAGCUCCCUCAGGGAGACAAAAUAAUGGUGCCCCUUCAAAAAAGGGCGUAAUGAACUUAUCAAAACUCAUCCCGAAGCGGAUGCAAAAGAAUCAGUCAUCAGGAAGCAGUAGUAAUCGCCACGAAACUGUUACGAAAAAGUCUGCUCCGCCUCCUCGGCCGCCACCUCCUAAAUUUGCUCCAAAACAGCCAGUCCUGAUCGAUCUUUUGAGCGGCUCGCCUCCCAGCUCGCCAUCGCCAACUCUUCGCUCUCAGGAGAGCGGCUUCGAAGAGUCGCCAGACGUGUGGAAAAGCUGGCCAGAAAGCUCCGCCUCGACUCCCAUGGUGGACUGGACAGUGGGCCCCGCGGCUUCGGCCGACCCCUGGGACUCUGCGGGCUGGUCCUCCUCGUCCGGCGGGAUGACCUCCAACGCUGGCUGGGCGACCUUCGACGGUGCCGAGUCGCAACGACAGCUUUCGGAGGUGCGCUCGACCACCAUGCCGACCCUGAACUCGGCCGCGGCGACCCUCAGCGCCGUUAGGAGUACACCAUCCAUGCCGACCAUCAUCAGGCCGGGAGGGCCAAAAAAACUGGUCAAGAAAGAUAAAGUGGAUGAUAUUUUUGAAGAUGACCAGAGUCCCCCAAUGCCAAGUUUUCCUCCUCCACAACUGCCGCAAGACGUGGAGGACACCUGCAACGAGCCCACGGUUUUCCAUGUUGUUGCCGUUUUUGACUAUGAGUCUGACCACCCUGAAGACCUCAGUUUCAAGGCUGGAGAGGUCAUCGAGGUCCUAUCGAUGGUGAACGAAGACUGGUACACGGGACAGUGCGGCGACAGGCUGGGCCACUUCCCUGCCAACUUUGUUGAGCCGCAGUGAUGAAAUGUGUGCUUUCUUUCUAUCUGAAUUGUGAUCGUCAAACAAACGUUAGUGCUUAGCCCAAAUAAUACCCUUCGUAAGUGAUCUGCAUUUGUACAAGGACACCACACUAUUUAACCAUCGCUCUACUCGAUUACGUUCACGCUGCCAAUCCGAUAAUUAAUUUUAGCUAACUUUAAUUUCAAGUGAUGCUAGACUAGACUAGAAUAUUAAGCAAUAAUAAAUUGAAACAAUAUUUGACACUUUCGCAAUCAAGUCAAAAUAAUAAACACUAAUAUUUUUGUUGAA